Molecule: messenger RNA, 1016 nt
Organism: Nanorana parkeri
Lineage: Eukaryota; Metazoa; Chordata; Amphibia; Anura; Dicroglossidae
Product: serine protease 27-like
Exons: 4
Coding region: 15-1016 (333 amino acids)
Biological process (GO): proteolysis
Molecular function (GO): serine-type endopeptidase activity
Source: RefSeq, a predicted model, not a curated record
CCUGCGGUAGACCUAUGAUGAACGGGCGCAUUGUGGGUGGAAAUGACGCACAGUCAGGUGAUUGGCCAUGGCAGGUCAGCCUACAGAUCAAUGGAUUCCCGUUGUGUGGUGGGUCCCUCAUCAGCGAGUCCUGGGUUCUGACAUCCGCACACUGCUUUCACAGUCCUCUGAAUGCCUCAAAGUACACCGUCUACCUUGGGCUGUACCAACUCUCCAACCUUCAGGGUGACAGCGUAGUGACCAGAGCUGUGCACAACAUCAUCUUACACCCUGAUUAUACCCCAGAUGGAUCUGGAAGGGACAUCGCGCUGGUGGAACUAGAAAAACCAGUAGAAUUUACACCCUUCAUCCUUCCCGUCUGCCUCCCAUCUCAGAAGCUCCAACUCCCAGAGGGGACCCUCUGCUGGGCAACUGGUUGGGGAAACAUUCAGGAGAAAAAUAAAUUUCCACUUCCAUCCCCUCAAACCCUACAGGAAAUGGAGGUGCCUCUGAUCAACAUUGAGAGCUGUGAGUCUAUGUAUCGGUCUGUGUAUGGCUACAAGCCCGGUGUUCAUCUGAUCCAGGAAGACAUGAUCUGUGCUGGCUACAAGGAGGGCAAGAAAGAUGCCUGCAAGGGCGACUCUGGUGGCCCUCUGGUUUGCAAUGUCAAUGGAGUCUGGUUUCAGGUUGGGAUUAUCAGUUGGGGAUUUGGCUGUGCCGAGCCAAGUCAGCCCGGAGUCUACACAAGAGUCCAGUAUUAUGAGUCCUGGCUCAGGAACUACGUGCCGCCUAUCCGGCACAAUAUAGAGAAAACGUCACAUCUGGGCAACACAACGACGCCUCCCCUCACCUCUCACUCAGAUUCCAUGAAUACCACAUCUACAUUAUCUACUCCAUACGGUAAAGAGGUGGGAAAGGUAACUUUUAAUGUAAGCCAUUCCAAACUUGAAGCAUGGGCAUCUGGUGCACCACCGCACAUUUAUGCCUUGUCCGUGGUCAACAUCAUCAUCCCCCUCGCUUUGAUGUUCCUUUCAUGA